Molecule: messenger RNA, 1398 nt
Organism: Oncorhynchus tshawytscha (Chinook salmon)
Lineage: Eukaryota; Metazoa; Chordata; Actinopteri; Salmoniformes; Salmonidae
Product: muscle, skeletal receptor tyrosine-protein kinase-like
Biological process (GO): dendrite self-avoidance; homophilic cell-cell adhesion; axon guidance
Cellular component (GO): axon; plasma membrane
Molecular function (GO): cell-cell adhesion mediator activity
Source: RefSeq, a predicted model, not a curated record
AGCGCUGUCAGCUAGCAGACAGACACUGAACAACAGACCAGACCUAUCUAACUCACGCAGCGUAGUCAGCUAGCAGGCAGACACUGAACAACAGACCAGACCUAUCUAACGCACACAGCGCAGUCAGCUAGCAGACAGACACAUUAGGACUGAACAACAGACCAGACCCAUCUAACUAAUGCCGCGUAGCGCUGUCAGCUAGCAUGGCAGGGACAGAUACUAAGCCUGAUAAUACCAGACAGUCAGGGGAUACUACGACCUGAACAACAGACACACUUCUUCUCAGGAGAAACUACAGCCUGAACAACAGACAGGCACAUUAGGACUUCUUCUAAACCACACAUGGGACUGUAAAUACUUGAUCCGGUCCAGACGAAACAGAACUGAAUCAGAAUGAAGCUCAUCAAGCACAUUCCACUGCUACAGAUCCUGUUCCUUUCACAGAUUGUGGCGAGUGUCGGACUGCAGAGAGCUCCUCGCAUCACAACCCUGCUGGAGACCUUGACAUUCUUGGAUCACAACGCCACGUUCAUCUGUGAAGUUGACUCCCGACCAUCAGCUGAUGUCACGUGGACACGGAACAACCACCCAAUCCCAUACUAUGAAUCCCGCUACACGAUCAGGGAGAAUGGCCAGAUGCUAUUGAUCCCCAACGUCAAAGAGUCGGAUAACGGGGAGUACUGCUGUGUUGCUAACAACGGCAUCGGAGAGCCGGCCAAGAGCUGCGGAGCCCUGCAGCUUAAAAUGAAGCCUCAGAUAAAAAGACACCCCACCAACAUGACGCUACUGAUUGAGUCCAAGGCCGUGUUGCCCUGUGUGACGCUAGGAAACCCCAAACCAGACAUCUCCUGGAUCAAAGAUGAUGCUCUUAUGACGGUGAGUGAUCGGAUCACGAUUCUGGAUUAUGGCACUCUGAAGAUCCAUAACAUCAAGAAGGAAGACGCGGGGCAGUACCGUUGUGUGGCCAAGAACAGCUUCGGGAUCGCCUUCUCCAAACCAGUCACCAUAGAAGUACAGGCCCCAGCCCGGAUCCUCAGGGUCCCUAAGGAUAAGAGAGUGACCUUCGGUAGCGAGGUCUCUCUGGAGUGUAACGCCACUGGAAACCCUAUCCCCGCCAUCACAUGGUUGGAGAACGGGAAUACCGUUCCGGGUGGCUCUGUGGAGGAGACAUUAGCAGGAGAGGUGAUUCUGUCUGUGCUACACAUCACGGUGACUAAACCUGCUCGCUACACAUGUCUAGCCUCCAACAGACACAGCGCUGGGGCGAAGUCUGCCAAAUCUUCAGCCGGAGUCACUGUCCAAGGUAGGCCCCCAUCACAUUCCUUGAAUGUCACCCUAUUGCCUGUCAGCCUCUCUAUCUACUACUUUAGACCAAAGUGCUAAGGGGUAGCAUUAGCA